This is a messenger RNA of Drosophila montana, 1131 nucleotides long. RefSeq names its product protein TIPIN homolog. The coding region runs from base 165 to 1058 and encodes 297 amino acids. Gene Ontology annotation, molecular function: DNA binding. The record is from RefSeq and is a predicted model, not a curated record. NCBI's taxonomy places the organism in Eukaryota, Metazoa, Arthropoda, Insecta, Diptera, Drosophilidae. Gene Ontology annotation, cellular component: replication fork protection complex; nucleus. The transcript has a single exon. Gene Ontology annotation, biological process: replication fork arrest; DNA replication checkpoint signaling; DNA damage response.
AGCACAAAAAUUAUAUAACAAAGAGGCGUAUUCCACAGCGCGAGUUGGCAUUACGUGUGCACAUUCGCUGUGAAUGGCAGCAGAUAGAAGCAGAAAAAUGGCGGCAAUACAGCUUGUAAUUCUGGACUCUACAGUGGUGGCUUUGUGGACUUCAAUAUUCCGCGAUGACAUCCAUAUUUGGUGAGGAUGGGGUUGAUGACCUGUUCAAUGAUAAUAUUGGCAUCGACAACGAUCAAUUACCGAGUGAUGGCGAGGUUGAUGCUGGCGAAAAACUGUUCGGUGACGAUGAGGAUGCUGCAGAUGGGGCUGGCGAAGGUGAACAGGACGGCGUCAAGGUAGAGCCCAAAAAGCGUACGGUGCGAAAUCCACGGCCACGACUCACUGUGGACACACUGCGCGGACCACGAGGUUUGCACACGAUCGAACACUAUUUCAAGGACAUUAAAUACAAGGGCAAGGGGCAUGAAAAGGCCGACUUGGACGAGAUUUUGCGCCGCUUGCAGCACUGGGGCCAUCGUAUGUAUCCAAACUACACGUUUGACGAUGUCCUUAACAACAUCGAACGUUUGGGAAAGAAGAAACCACUGCAGGUACACAUGACACGCUAUCGCCUGAAUCAGUUGGAGGAGUUAUUGGAGCAUGACGGCGAGCUGCAGGACAAUGCCGAUGAUGACGACAAUGAUGGCGCCGCCGAGCCGUUUGAUGAAUUUGAUGCCCUAUUGGGCGAACAAAUUGCUAUGUCAAAACUGGCGCCGCGAACACCGGCAAUCCAGCGUCGCAGCUUGUCCACGACAAGCAGUACACUAGUGACGCCUUCAUUUUCACGCAAUGCUAUUGUAUCCACACCAUAUUCCGUGACGGUGCCCGCGAUAGCUGACGACGACAGCAUCAGCGAUUAUGGAAAACCCUUGCCGCCAUCGCAACCAGCAACGCCGGCAGCAAAAAGUGGUCAAUUGUCCGCCGAGCAAAUGGCGCGCAUUGCAGAUAAUCGCCGCCUGGCACAGGAGCGACUACGCGCCAAGCAAAUGGAGGCCAGUGCAGCUGCAGAAGUUACAUAGUGAAACAAAGAUAUUCUUUAAAAAGAAGACUUAUUUAUUGUAGAUUAAGAAAUAAAUUAAGAUUCGUUUAGAA